UGCCUAUACAGCCGUUUCGGCACGACCUACAUGCUGUCCAAUUGACCCCGUUAUAAAUUUCUUGUUCGUCAUUGGAUUGGAUUGGAUUGGAGCGGAGCGGAGCUAAAUAAUAUCAGCCCAGAAGCUGUGGUAUGAUAUACCAACACCACCUAUAGAUAGAGAAAGCCUGCUUACCCGUGGGCGUGACGUAACAACCAAGAAUCAGCCAAUCAAGAUCGUGUUUUCAACGGUGGCGGCUAAUCAUGAACGUGCUUUCAGCGGUUGUACCCAUGGAGACGAGUCACCGUCGUCUGCGAGUAGUAAUUGAACCUCCUCGCGUACUAAAUGGGAAAACUUUAAAUUAAAACGCAAAACGGUCCUAUAUCUUUCUCAAGACAGAUCUUCUGGAAAGCGUGUUGCACUUUUUGUCUACAGGUUCCACGUCAAUUGCAAUCAUUUGGAAGUUCUUCAAUUGGCAGGACAGCGAAUCGCAAUAGCAGACGAAUUCUGACUUUUUUGUCCACGUAGCGAAUGAGGAGGAGGAGGCAAUAAGCAGGCCUUCUGUAUCGAGGUGGCGUUGGUUAUACCCGGAUAUAACGAGAGAUAUCGUUACGCUAUAUCCGGAUGUCCGUUGUAGCCUGGUUCGUUCAAAUCAGCGCGGAUUGCAUACGCAGAAGUAGGCCACCAAAACCAUCCCUCCCAACGACGGAAUUUCAAUGUAACCCUGGAAAUAUCGCCGUAGGGAGCAACACCUUUCUCUACAAAUUAAUCAAUGAAUAGUGGAACCCUCUAUCGUCAUUUACAUUCACCCUUUACUUCAGUUGCUGCUUGACUACCAACAUGACCUUAAUCUGACACAGACUCUCUCCCAAGGCAGAAGUUUUCCCUGCAAAGAAGUCAGCGCGCAGCCGCAGUUGAACUCCCACACACAUGAUCAUCACAGCUGGAGCUGUACCACCUGUCUAUUCGUCCGCUCUGGAGCAAUUCCCGCAUACGCUCGCGUUAGGAGAACGUUAUCUCGUCCAAUGUGUCAGUGACGGCAUCCGCUGCCAUAGUCCGUUGAGCCGGGAGGGCAGUAACGCUAUAAAGGAGUCCGACGACAGCAUGAUGCUAUCUUAUCGGAGCAUUAGAUAGCGUCCAUUGUCACUCCUGGAGAAGAAGGCUCCAGUGGAGGGACAGGAGUGACAUCGGCCACUCGUUAACUUCAGCACGGACGAACAAAAAAAAAGGUCAACCGCAAAAUGGUCCAAGAAAAGAUGAGUGUCGCGUCGAAAACCUUGCUGUCUGCAGCAUCGCUACUCUUCGGCAUCAGCUCCUGGGUGAGCAUCAACGGGCUAUGGGUAGAGCUACCGCUCCUGGUCCCGUUGCUGCCAGAAGGAUGGAAUCUAGGUGCCAUUGUUGUCAUUGUCAUACAAGUGGCCAAUUUCGGACCUCUCAUCUACACUUUAGCACACGCAAGAAUCAAGAUUACACCGGCGAUCCACGGCACGCUCUUCGUAGGAUUCACUGCUAGCGUGCUCCUGGCAUGUUUCUGGCGAGAAACCGUUGGAGGCCAUAGCGUAGCCUUCAUAACGCUCGUCGCUUUCAUGGGUUUCGUCGACUGUACCAGCUCUGUCCUGUAUACGCCAUUUAUGGCACGCUACCCUCCAGCGUAUCUCUUCUGGUACUUGGUGGGAGAAGGUAUGAGUGGACUGGUACCUGCAGGACUGGCCCUUAUACAAGGCGCAGGAGAAACCAGCACGUGUGCCAACGUUACCAGCAACUCUUCAUACAGCAGCCCUUCAGCGAAGCAGCCCAGGUUUAGUGUGGACGUCUUCCUGGCACUUCUCUCAGUCGUCAUGGCUAUCAGCUGGGGUUCUUUCGCUGUUCUCGCUCAUCUUCCUGCUGCUCUGAAGCACCAGGUCGAAGGCAAAAAGGAGAGGCCGAACGAUGCAACCACUUAUGGCGCAACCGAUAACCUUGGUUACGUGAACGACACUGGUGACUCACACCCAACAGAGCCAGGUAGGCAAGAGUCCGGUGCUGCAGCAACAUCGCAUUCGGCAAUGAAUCAGGUAGACAAGAAUCAUCGAAAGAUGGCCACUGCCGAGUGGGUGACAAUGUUGUCCCUGCAAUUCAUCAUAUGUGCGUUCUCCAAUGGCGUGUUGCCGGGCGUUCAGACAUACACGAGUUUACCAUAUGGUCAAGUACCGUACCACAUCGCCACCAACCUGGCCACAAUAGCCAACCCUCUCGCGUGUGCUGUGGCGGGUUUGCUGCAGCUGCGGAAACUUUCGGGGCUUGUUGCACUAGCAGUUGGAGGCUUUUUCUGUGCUGCGUACCUGUUGGCGUUGGCCUUGCUCAGCCCAGACCCUCCCCUUGUUGGCAGCCUCGAAGGCUCCGCUCUCAUGGUGGCGGCGUGGGUUCUGUUUGUGGCCCUGCAGACAUACGUGAAAGCCAGCAUAGCGUCUUGUCUCAUGGCUCACGGUGGAGCCAGUUUUCUUCUCUGGUAUGGAGCAGCUACGCAAAGUGGGUCCUUCAGUGGAGCAAUCAUAACGUUCCUUGUUGUCACCUACACAAGCGUUUUCACACCAGGAACACCAAGCUGUUGAUGUCCUUACAAAGUUCUACGGUGUUUGUUAGCGAUAAGAAAUCAAAUGUCCCAACACGGUGCUACGCAAAGGUGAGGCCAUGAGGACGUUAUCUAUCUGCACGGCCUCAAGAAAAGCGAGGAGAAUGAGAUGGCCUCAGCCCCUUGUGUAUACGGCUGACUCUGAUGGCCUGCUCCCCUGCCGUCUCUUCUGCGUUUGAAGAACUGCAGCCAACGCAACGAACUGUUACAUACCGGUGUUUUCUAUCGAUUGGUAGCGGCCUUUUCUAUGUGGUUCAACGCAUGAAUCUCAAUACUUCUAUCGUUUUUUUUCUUUCUGUCGAAUGAUGACACAAGGAAACGCUUUCCUGAACUUUCUAUUUGCGAAACGUCGUCGUACACAAAAUUUACUUUUGCGACCUGGCUGUUACGAAGCUGAGUUGGGACUGCAAGAGGCGCAGACCGGUACGCCGUAGUGAUAUUAGAAUGGCAUCUGACGCUGGGAACAGCCGCCUAUUGAACCGUAUUUUAAGAAUUCCCAUAAUAUACGCUAUGCAAGUGGGUGAGCUGUCUGCGCAGCUCCCUAGUUUCAAUCUCUCCCCUACUGCCCGUGGAACGACCUCAUUGGUCCGUCUCUGUGGGCUCAUGCCAAUCUACAAAUAUACCCUUAUUGCUGCCGUGAAUCGACAAGCACUUCGUCAAGUGGCUUCUUCAAACACUGCCCUCUUCCCUGCGCAGAGUAUACAGGCGGUCCCAGAAAACGUGUCAUUGAAUUAUAAUAAAAACUACGGCAGGCACCUAGAAUCAUGCGGUCAACGGCAUUUGUUCUUAUUAUGUUUUUGCCACCUCCUGAUGUGAAUGUCACGUAUCGUAAGUAUAAUUAUGUAAAUAUUUGCGAACUGAACUGGGAAACUUGCCAAGUAAAGGUCACUUUUUUACCCCACCAAUAUGAAGAGCGUGCCGAAUUCACUCAUAUUCACGAUAAUUGACAGUGAUAUUCGCCAGCUAUCCCAUCGGAAAAAAUAGCCGAACAUCAUGCUUUUCGUACUUCAGACUUCAGUUCGCAAAAAUAUACAUAAUUAAACUUGCGUUACACGACGUUCACAUCAGGAG
Molecule: messenger RNA, 3661 nt
Organism: Ornithodoros turicata
Lineage: Eukaryota; Metazoa; Arthropoda; Arachnida; Ixodida; Argasidae
Product: riboflavin transporter 2-like
Exons: 7
Coding region: 1221-2570 (449 amino acids)
Biological process (GO): riboflavin transport
Cellular component (GO): plasma membrane
Molecular function (GO): riboflavin transmembrane transporter activity
Source: RefSeq, a predicted model, not a curated record